This is a messenger RNA of Dendroctonus ponderosae (mountain pine beetle), 2427 nucleotides long. RefSeq names its product fork head domain-containing protein crocodile. Gene Ontology annotation, biological process: cell differentiation; regulation of transcription by RNA polymerase II; anatomical structure morphogenesis. Gene Ontology annotation, molecular function: RNA polymerase II cis-regulatory region sequence-specific DNA binding; DNA-binding transcription factor activity, RNA polymerase II-specific. The transcript has a single exon. The record is from RefSeq and is a predicted model, not a curated record. Lineage: Eukaryota; Metazoa; Arthropoda; Insecta; Coleoptera; Curculionidae. The coding region runs from base 535 to 1635 and encodes 366 amino acids.
CUCGAGGUGCCUUCAAGAAUUCGCCAAAGAAUACUGUGUUUGUGACAGUUUCGUGCACGUAAAAUACCGGCAUAUUCGCGUCCGCCAAUUUUUAAAGGGUUCAAAAUUUCCACUUAAAUUUUCACUUGCUUGAAAAAAAAUCGCCUGUUUAGGGCGUGUACGGACAGCACAUUACCAUGAGCGCAGUAUCGAUUUGGGCGUUUCCGUUCAUCGUAUUGGCACAAGAUACAAAGUUGGGCCGGACUUGAGCCAACACGCAGAAUCCACGUCUGGCCCCCUUGCUCAUCCGAAUGUUUUCACUAGUAACAUUGUGUCUACUCGCGAAGCAACAUACGGUGUUUUUACUUAUACCCUGUGUAAACUACGGUGUUGUGUUUAAUAAUAGUCAUCGGGCCGACCGGGUGUUUUUACAAGACUGAAUCCAGCGAAAACAUCAGUCUGGAAUAACAUUGCUUGUUGUUCUUUUGCGGAAUCCAAUUUGCCGCGGGAGGCUGAAGUCGUAACAAAUUCUUGGCCCCCGCUUACCUUCGAAAAAUGCAUACCUUCCUGACGGAACAUCAGAGCAUGUACAAUCGCUACAACACUGGAUAUCCUUCAUCUACAGUGACCUCAAAUCCCUACUAUGACCAGUACCGCUAUGGAUAUGCAGCUGCCGCUUGGCAUCAUCAGCAACACCCUCUGGCUACGGCUAAGGAUAUGGUCAAACCUCCAUACUCCUACAUAGCGCUGAUUGCGAUGGCCAUCCAGAAUGCUCCAGAGAAGAAAAUCACCCUGAAUGGCAUCUACCAGUUUAUUAUGGAGCGGUUUCCGUAUUACCGUGAGAACAAGCAGGGCUGGCAGAACUCCAUCCGGCACAAUCUAAGUUUGAACGAGUGUUUCGUCAAAGUGCCCAGAGACGAUAAAAAGCCUGGAAAGGGCAGUUAUUGGACGCUGGAUCCGGACUCUUACAACAUGUUUGAUAACGGAUCGUACUUGCGCCGGCGGCGGCGCUUCAAGAAAAAGGACGCUCUCAGGGAGAAGGAGGAAGCCAUCAAAAGGCAGCAACUGCAGCCCGACUCUCCUACCUCCUUGACUAAACGCGAGGAGAACAAGCCUCUGGAGGAAUCCAAGGUCAAACUGGGCGAUUGCAAGCCGAAGCGCGAGCCCAACACUGAGCUCAGCCAGUGCAUGAGUGCAAAAUAUGGUGAUCCGAAGAGUGUGAUAGUUCAUCAAGAGCAUGUUCUUAGUGAUGUUACUGCCUCGCUUCAGGCCAUGGAUACCGCAGCAGCUUUCACUGUGGACUCCUUAAUGACCGCAUCCAGAGACCAAGCGCUGCCUUACACCACCAAUUCUACCAGGUUACAUUCCUCAGGCGGUAUGUACUCUUAUUGCCCUAGUUCGAAUCCCCAGCAUCAAUACAAUCUCGGAGAUGAGGCCACUCCGCGUUAUAGUCCCUGGUACAGUCCAGAAACCUCUCCAGAGUCUGCUACCACUCCCACAGGAUAUCGGGAUAUAAUAUUCGACGGCAGCAGCGCCCCCAGCUGCCAAUUAGCUAAUUUCCGGCACUCUGGAGUUCCAUCCAGUCCUCCUCACAACUACAGAAGCACCACAUCCACUCCGUACUACCCUGCGGAUUGUGUCGCGCAGAAAUACUGAGGGUACGCCAAUUUUUUCGACCAUCAUGUCAAUAUUAAGACUGAUCCGUUUUGAAACUUCUUCACUUCAUUUGUAACCAACCAUCAACUCAAUAGUGCGCGGUUUUUGCUGGAAGCAAUCUGGAUGCUUUGAGGUUAGGGAUUGGCAAGUGAUUAAUCUGCAAGAAAGCUAGGGCGUGUUCUGUGGAGACCAUUAUAUAUAGAUAGCUAAAGCUAAAUAGUAUACCUAAUUAUUAUCUACAGGGUGUUUUGAACCUUGCAAUAGCGCCUACUUAAGCGCCUCUUUAAACAUUGCGGUCAUUUAGAUAAUGUGUACAUACAUAAGUAGAUUCAAAAAAGGGUUUUCCUGGAUUUGUCGCUGUGCACAGAACGAACAUGCUGCUAGUAGGUGUUUACAAUGACACUGCCAAAGUUUUAAAAUGAUUUUCUGGACACAGUGACAAACAAUGCGCUUUUGGUACUUAGAGUUUUUCUUCUUCUUUCUGAAUAAUAUGUGAUUAUCUAACUAGGCCAUAUUGAUGUGAAACUUGCGUUGUAAGUUAGCAACGAACCUUCAUAACUUGUAAAUAGUACGAAUCUGUAUAUUUUGUUUGUGAUUGUUGCUGUUCUUUCACCGAACUGGUUCGAAUGAACGGCGGCUAAUAUUCUUUUUCGAAAUGUGAUAAUUAGUAAUUGCCUAUUUAAGUUAAGUUGUUAGGUAGCAGAGAAACGUGCCCUAGAACUGAUUGGUCUUCAUUUGAGGGCCAGUUUUGUCAGUUCUAAGGCCCGUUUUUCAAUAAAUAUUUAAAUUGAA